Diaporthe amygdali is the source of this 933-nucleotide messenger RNA. RefSeq lists its product as uncharacterized. Gene Ontology annotation, biological process: mycotoxin biosynthetic process. Lineage: Eukaryota; Fungi; Ascomycota; Sordariomycetes; Diaporthales; Diaporthaceae. The transcript has 3 exons. The coding region runs from base 1 to 933 and encodes 310 amino acids. The record is from RefSeq and is a predicted model, not a curated record.
AUGGUCGGAGUUCGCUUCGCAGAUUCAGUCGAAAUGACGCAUAGCGAAGAAAAUGCUUUUGAGAAGACUGAGACAGAUGCCUUCAUCCAGGGAUCAAGAUCGUCCUUCGACUCGGACCUGGAUCCAGCUGCUCGACCACGGAACGCGCAAGCUAAGCGACGGCUCAUUCAAAGCUCGAUGAUACCGUGGAUUCUGACCUGCUUGUUUGCAUUGACGUCUUUUCUCUUGCUUCUUGAGCGCUACGGGAUACGAAAAUUUGGGACGUACGAGGACAAGCUGGCUACGGAUCUAUGGAGCUUAAGACGGGUUCCUCUCGUGGUGAAGCGCUUUGGCGGUAGCCCCAAGUUUGACGAUAACGGUACAAUGUGGAUGGACGAGAUUGAUCCCACGGCGAGGUGGCCGGAGAACUUAAGAUUCACAGGCACCUUAUCGGACGAGAUCGACGAGAACUGGAACGAUAUCGUGGAGGAUCGGUAUUUCUCCGUCUCCGAAGACGAGGCCAUUGCAGCUUGGGGAGAUAGGAGGCACGAAUACGUUGAUGAGGAACUAGGCGGAUAUACCGCAGGGCUGGACUUGUUCCAUACUCUACACUGCUUGAACAAAGUGCGGAAGGCGAUAUACCCAGAAUACUACAGCCCUGGGGUUCCUGUUGGAACGCAAAAAGCACAUCUCGAUCACUGCAUCGACGCGAUCCGGCAGCACAUCAUGUGCUAUGGGAGUACGACACCGAUCCCCACCAAAUGGAGGGACGGCGCACAGAGACAACACUUUGACUCGAAUCAGGAACAUGUGUGCCGCGACUUCUCAUAUCUGCAUAGGUACAUGAAGCGGCGGAGCUACGAUGGUGAUCUCUAUGUCGCUCGUGAUAAGUCACUGUUGGGCAUGGCAAAGGCAUGGGAACAUGAGUGGGAGGAAAACGACCUUCCUCACUGA